Molecule: messenger RNA, 1531 nt
Organism: Hibiscus syriacus
Lineage: Eukaryota; Viridiplantae; Streptophyta; Magnoliopsida; Malvales; Malvaceae
Exons: 8
Coding region: 207-1316 (369 amino acids)
Source: RefSeq, a predicted model, not a curated record
UUUUUUUUACUUUAUAAUAAUAAAAAGGGAGUUAAAUAGGCCGAAAGGGGGAGCGUGAUAUCGCGGACUAUCCACAUCUGCUUGCAGUGCGGUUUACGCAUCUUUAGCCCUCUGCCUAUAUAAUAACAUAUGCUCUUAGCGAAGUCAGAGUCUUCAAGGAAUCCGGGAAACUAGAAAUAGUAAUAGAAGAGUCACCACUUAAAACCAUGGGAGUGGAAGCUUUGUUAAACAACAGGGAGGCUGGGCUUCAGCUUGAACCCAAGGCCCCUGUUAUACUUGGACUCCAACCAGCCGCCCUCAUCGAUCACGUCGCUCGUGUCGAUGGUUCCUUGCUCGACCAAAUUCCCGGUGAACGCGGUGGUUCAAUUCCAGUGGCGAUUGAAGAGCUUGAGCACAUACUAAUGGAGCUGAAUAGACACAUCCUUGCGUCAGCUGCUGAUGGUCAAUCUCCUAUAAAGACUAUGGCUGGGGGAAGUGUUGCAAAUACUAUUCGAGGACUUAGCUCAGGCUUUGGGGUUAAUUGUGGGAUGAUUGGGGCCUAUGGGGAUGAUGAGCAAGGUCAAUUGUUUGCAAGUAACAUGAACAUUAGCGGGGUUAACACUUCAAGAUUGAGAAAGAAGAAAGGAACUACUGCUCAGUGUGUAUGCCUAGUUGAUGCAUUUGGCAAUCGAACAAUGCGACCUUGCCUAUCAUCCUCUGUAAGAGUUCAGGGGGAUGAAUUGACCAAAGGGGAUUUUAGUGGCUCCAAGUGGUUGGUGGUGAGAUAUGGAGCAUUCAAUUUGGAAGUCAAUCAAGCAGCUAUAAGAAUUGCCAAACAAAAUGGUGUCUGUGUUUCGUUGGAUUUGGCCAGUUUUGAGAUGGUUCGGAAUUUUAAAGAAUCUCUUCAACAGUUACUGGAGUCAGGGGAUAUAGAUCUAUGCUUUGCCAAUGAGGAUGAAGCAACUGAGUUGCUGAGGAGUGAACAAAAUGCUCAUCCCGAAGCUGCACUGGAAUAUCUGUCCCAGUAUUGCCAAUGGGCUGUGGUUACAUUAGGGUCCAAUGGAUGCAUCGCGAAGCAUGGACAAGAGAUUGUUCGAGUUCCAGCUAUAGGGGAGGCAAAAGCGAUUGAUGCCACAGGAGCUGGGGACCUAUUUGCUAGUGGUUUCUUAUAUGGAUUGGUGAAGGGUUUAACCCUUGAGGAAUGUUGCAAGGUAGGCUCAUGUAGUGGUGGAUCAGUGAUUCGUUCCCUUGGGGGUGAGGUAACCUCAGAGAAUUGGAAAUGGAUGUACAAGCAAAUGCAGAUGAAAGGCCUCUCACUUCCUGAUAUGCGGAACUGAACAUCUACAUAAUAUAAGAACCAUUCCAUUCCACUUGCAUUGCUAUGGCUUUACUUUUCUGCAAGCAAAAGGGCAGCUUUUGGGGCUGGAUUGACGUGUUUACACGACUCUUUAUCAACGUAAGCUUCAACAUAUAUAUUCAAUGUUGAGUCAUCGUUGAAUUAUUUCUGUAGGAACUUCUCUGCAAUGGCUUUAAUCCUUGUAUUGAAUGUUAU